AUACCUUUUUGUCCAACAAGGCAAGGUUUAGCGGAGUUAACAAGACGAAUAUCGUAUUAACUUAAAUUAUGCGGAAUUUCAAAAGAAAGGCAGCGGAGGAAAACAGUAUUGCUUAAUUAAUAUACCUAUUGUAACUGUUUAUCCUUAUGUAGUAAUAUUUCCAAAGUCCGAUAUAUCAAAGUUUUUUACGUUCUUAUUUCACCAGCAGUCGAGCAACCAAGUUCACGGCGAUAUGUCCAACAAUUACUCUACCAGCAUGCAGGAAACGACAAACUCCUCAGGUUUGGCCGCCAAGAAAAGCGCAUACAGUCUACCUUACGCGAACGGACUCACGUUUUUCUACACAUUAAUCAUCGUGACAUGUUUAACCGCUUAUGUGAUUAUCAUCCUCACAGUUUAUGUCAACCGCCAUUUGCGAACAACUUGCAACUUCUUUAUUGUGAGUCUCGGCAUCGCAGAUGUGAUGAUCGUCACCAUGGUGAUGCCAGUGAACAUCGGCCUUCUACAAGGAACGUUUCGUUUUUCAUCGAGCGCGGAGUGCUUGUUCCUGGCAACUAUUAACCUGAUCAGCAUUUCGGCUGUUUCUUUAAAUCUCUGCACAGUAAGCGUAGAUAGAUACUUCGCUAUCGCUUACCCUUUUAAAUACGAGGCGUUUGUCACGACCAAAACAACAGCAGUGAUCAUCGGAGUCGUCUGGCUUUACGCUUUGUUUGCCGCUGUUUUGCCGCCAAUGGGCUGGCAGUCGCAGCCCACUACUGUCAAUAGACAUGUAUGCGUUGGUGAUCUGGACGAAAGCUACAUUUUAUUCCUGAGCAUCGGGAGUUUCUUUCUUCCAGCGUUCAUCAUGGUUUCCACCAAUGCUAUCAUCUACCGCAUCGCCACGAACCAAGCAAAACGUGUUUUGCGCAUCGUUCCAGUGGUGGGCGUUAGCGCAGAAAAACUCCGCAAAAACUUUCGCGCGGCUAAGCGAAUUUCGCUGAUCGUCGGCGCGUACCUCAUUUGUUGGGUCCCUCAAAUGGUGGUGCUGGUAUUGGCGUUAAAGAUAGGAAGCAAGAAUAUCCCCUUUCAAGUGUAUCCGGUCACACUGUCCCUUCAGUACAGCUGCUCGGCUGUGAACCCCUGUAUGUUCUGUUUCACUAACCGAGAACUUAGGAGCACGCUCAAGAAAAUUCUUUGCACAACCUUGCGUAGGAGACGCAACGCAUCAUUUUCGAGUACAACUGGUGAGAUGGCCCCGGAGAGAAGACGGUCAACUGUUUGUAGAAUGAGCCAAACUACGGAGAUUUCUCUUGGAGUUAAAGGAGAAUCAAGGACAGCUGUACAAAUUGGAAACGCAAAUCUUGAUGGACUGUGAACAGGUUCUCUAGUCGAGGAUGGGGUCACCUCACUCUAAGCCAGUUCUCUUUGGGCCCUCCCAGCCGAGGUCAGACCCUUCCAACCGCAGCCUGUUCACAGGCUACACUCUUAAUUUUACAACUAGUUUGAUCUAUGAUUGCUGGAAUGUAAGGUGGCAGAUUUCACUUGCCGAUUUAUGUGCUCAGUGACAUAGGUCCCCAGUUUAUGAUUGCCCUUAUCUUUUCAGACCAUCCCCUCUCUCAAAAAAUUUUCAAAGAAUAAGUAAGCCCGCAAAAAAUGAAUAGCCGAGACCUAUUACAAUGCAGUCUUUUAGCAAGAAAAGUCAGUAUUGCUCGAAAACGAGCAGUUAUAGCCAUGUACGAAGACCAGGAGCACGGGAAUACGCUGAAACGGCCCGGAGCACCCUUAAAAUGAAAGUUCCUUCUGUCACUUUGCCGCCCUUUGCACCAGCCGACGUUAUGCCGG
Molecule: messenger RNA, 1821 nt
Organism: Orbicella faveolata
Lineage: Eukaryota; Metazoa; Cnidaria; Anthozoa; Scleractinia; Merulinidae
Product: alpha-1D adrenergic receptor-like
Biological process (GO): positive regulation of MAPK cascade; adenylate cyclase-activating adrenergic receptor signaling pathway
Cellular component (GO): plasma membrane
Molecular function (GO): G protein-coupled receptor activity
Source: RefSeq, a predicted model, not a curated record